AUGUCUUUCUGCCUCACUGAGCUGUACCUGUGGUCUUUAAAGAAUUCCUUGCAUGUUGGAGAAGAAGAUCUUGGUGUAUACCAGUAUCAUGAAAAGAAAGAAUCAGCCCAAUUCCCAGAUUAUGGAUAUGCGGAAGAGAAGCAGCAGUUUGUCGAAUCACGCGGCUUCCCCUGGAUUCUGAAGAACAAGCGUCCCGAGAAGCUUCGAGACAAUCUCACGGAGCUUGAGGAACUGAUGCAGAGCACUGAGUGUGUGCUGAGCAAAUGGAAGAACAAAUAUGUCUGUCAGCUCCUGUUUGGUUCAGGUGUGCUCGUGUCCUUAAGCCUUUCAGGGCCACAGCUGGAGAAGGUAGUGAUUGACAGGACCCUGGUGGGGAAGCUCAUCUCAAACCCCAUCAGUGAUGCUGUAUUUACAGACGGUUUCAUCAUCUUGUCAUUUGUUAAGGAAAGCAAACUUUGUCUCAUCCAGUUCACAAAGAAAACAGGUUCUCCUGAUAUUAACAAGCAUUUGGAAAAACUUUCAUCCCAGGACUUGAAGAUUUCAUAUAUUGACCUACCUGGACCAUUAGGUAGACACCUGAAUCGUCAUCUUGCUCUCAACUGUAUGCAGGACCUUGCCAUUUGCUGGUGGCCGGUACCCGUCGAUGACAUUUGGCCCUGGUCUCCAGUGUCAAGUGACAAAGACCGGGCCAACCUAGUCCUUUUAGGAUGUACAGCCAACAGACUUGAGAUUCUGAGUUACAUCCGUACAGAACGAGAUCUGCUUGAUGCUUCCUUUAGCAUUCAUCAACCUUAUCAUGUGCAUACGUUGGAGCACGCCAUUAAUUCAGACAAAGAGCCUAUGGCUGACAGCUGCAUCUAUGAAUGUGUUCGGCAUAAGAUUCAGUGUCUCUCAGUAACCAGAAUUCCUCUAAGGUCGAAGGUUAUAAGCUGCUCUAGAAACAUUUCUGAAGACCAACUGGUGCUUGGUUGUGAGGAUUCAUCAUUAAUUCUAUAUGAUGCCCAUCGAAGAGUGACUCUUCUAGCCCAGGCGGAAAUACUACCUGUGCUUAUAAGGUGGCACCCUAGUGGAUCUAUAUUCGUGGUUAGCAGCAAUCAAGGAGAACUCCAGAUCUUUGACAUGGCACUUUCACCACUUAAAAUUCAGCUUGUUUCAGAGGACACUGCUCCGAAAUCCACUUUACAGUGCUAUAAACAGUUUAAUGUGUCCACCAGUCUUGUGGAGAUGCAGUGGACAGUUCCUUUCAGUUCUCUACAGUGCGUGGACACUGUAGAUAUCCAUAAACUUUUAUAUUUGCGAUUUUAUGGUGGACCUUUAGGAGUACUUCAGUUUAAACUAGGUGCCAUUUCAAGAGGACAACUGGGCCCACUUGAGAUCAUCUCGCAGUACCUCCGCUUUGAUGAGCUUGACGAGGCUAUCGGAGUACUCAGCUGUAUGAACUGGGAUACGAAGGCUCAUCAGUGCUACACAUGCAUGAGUGCCAUUGCAAACCAUCUCCUGAGGCAGAAGCUUACUCCUGAGAGAGAAGCCCAGCUAGAGGCAUGCCUUGGAACGUUCUAUUCCCCAGAAAAACCUCUCUUGGACACCACUAUUGUGGAAUAUAGGGACCCAAUAAGUCGUUAUGCACGGAGAUUUUUCCACCAUCUUCUCAGAUAUCAAAGAUUUGAAAAGGCGUUCUUGCUUGCUAUAGAUAUUGGUACACGUGACCUAUUCAUGGACAUCCAUUACCUUGCACUAGAUAAGGGUGAAUUGGCACUCGCUAAAGUGGCAAAGAAAAAGGCAGAGGAAAUAGAUGCAGAAUCAAUAAGCGCUGGAGUUGAUAUGUUGGACAGACUGGAUGAUGUUAAUGAAGGUUUUGCUGACCUUUCUUUGAUGCCACAAGAACAGAGAUUUUCUGAGGGCUUUCCUGCCAUAGACUCAGACACUGAACGCUCCCAACUAAAGAGGGCAACAAGCAGACAAUUAGUUCACAUAGAGAAUGAGAUUGGAAUUGAAGACUUUGCUGAAUCGCUAGAUAAAACACUACCUUGGAAUCAGGGUAUGAAUCGAAAAGUGGACGUUAAAUGCUUUGAGUGA
Pelobates fuscus (common spadefoot toad) is the source of this 2076-nucleotide messenger RNA. RefSeq names its product WD repeat containing planar cell polarity effector (gene WDPCP). Bases 1 to 2076 code for a protein of 691 amino acids. Gene Ontology annotation, biological process: establishment of protein localization; nervous system development; cilium organization. Gene Ontology annotation, cellular component: axonemal basal plate. Gene Ontology annotation, molecular function: protein binding. The record is from RefSeq and is a predicted model, not a curated record. The transcript is spliced from 15 exons. NCBI's taxonomy places the organism in Eukaryota, Metazoa, Chordata, Amphibia, Anura, Pelobatidae.